UCAUGCGUACGUGAGGUGCCGCUAGAGGACGCGCAGAUCGGUCGAGUGGAACCAGAACCCGAAAGCUGAACUGUUGGCUGCUGUCAACGUCUAUUCGACGAACUACCGAAAUUAGAAGAGUGUAUCAAGUGUUAAAAGAUUAGGUUGUCGAAGAAAGUUUUUUUUUGUUUUAUCAUGAAGCUGCUAUGGGGUCUCAGCACCCUUCUCCUGUGCGUUUACCGAGCUAGCGCCUCGACAGCGGGCUUUAUCAAGUCUCCCCUGUCCCAGACAAAGCUGAUCACCGACAGUGUGGAUCUGCAUUGUGAAGUGAUAGGGAACCCCAUACCUGAGGUACAAUGGUGGUUUAUAGAGGGGGAGGAGCCCAAUGAGUCCUUCACCCAGCUCUUUGAUGGAGCAAGGGAUGACCGUGUGCGAAUAAAUGCCACAUAUAUCGCACAUGCUACAAGCACCAUUCAGCUCACUAACCUCACUCACAGUGACACUGGUACAUAUGAGUGCCGCGCUUCCAACGACCCUGACCGCAAUGAACUGAAGAAGACGCCCAAAAUCAAGUGGAUUCGCUCGCAGGCAAACAUUAUUGUGAUUGAAACACCAAACAUCAUUGCCGAACCAGCUGAGGUUUACAACCAGACCUCUGCUGUGCUCAGCUGCAACCUGACGGAGUCCAGUCUUCCUAUCAAGGGAUCCUACUGGCAGUUCAAUGGCAAAAUCAUUGAAAAUUCCAAAUCCAGCAAAGAAACUCCAUACACUACACUGACUUUGGAUAAGAUCACUUCUCGUUCAGGUGGAAAGUAUGAAUGUGUGUUUGAGACCGAACCAGUGGUACAACAGGCAAUUGAAGUCAAAACAACUCCCCAUGUUGCUGCCUACAAACAUUCUGAGCACGGCAAUGAGGGGGACAAGGCUGUGAUGAUUUGUGUGAGCCAAGGGUUCCCACUACCCACCGACUGGAGCUGGUUCAAAAUGAAUCCAGAUGAGAGUAGAUUGGCUAUCACCAAUGGCACCGGUGACAAAUAUGAGAUCAAGAACACCCCUAACAAGACCAUUCUGACUAUCCAGAAGUUGAACAUUGAUGAGGACAUGGGAGACUACUUCUGCACUGGAUUCAAUGACUUGGGCACUGAGAGUGACAAGAUCCACCUGCGUGUCCGCAGCCGCCUGGCUGCCCUCUGGCCCUUCCUGGGCAUUGUGGCUGAGGUUAUCAUCCUGGUCACAAUCAUCUUUAUUUAUGAGAAGAGGAGAAAGCCAGACGAGGUCAACGAUGAUGAUGACUCAGGAACUGCUCCACUGAAGAGCAAUGCUGCCACAAACCACAAGGACAAGAAUGUGAGGCAAAGGAAUUCUAACUAAGACAACUGAAGGAGAAGAACAUCCAGAAGACAGCAAUCCAGGAUUUGAAGAGCAUUCAGCUGUUGUGUGUGUGACACAUUUUAAUAGUGCAUCCUACAAUUUCUAGAUAACUUUGUGCUUAGGUGUUAAUGUUUUAAGAGAUGGACUGAUUUCCUCCCAUUUUACUUUCUCCUGUAUUCCUCAAAUGAUGUUCCAACGGGGACAUAUUUCGGCUUCAAGCCAUGGGACAAAUAUUGCAUGACUUUAUUGCUGUUCUAGCAAAGUGUUUGUCUGUAGUAAAUGCCAUUGUAAUGUUAAUGUGAGGAAUGCUAAUUAAUUUCUUUUGCGCUAAUUCUUCAUAAACUGUCCCUCACAGCUGUUAUUAUCUGUGCAUACUUGCGAGCCGCAAAUGCCACUUACAGUAUAGGUAGCACAAGUUCUAUUGGUAAGAGUCAUGGUGCAACACCCCCCACCUCCACCCCCUGCUUUUAGCAGUAACCAAAAUGCUUUUGACAUCAACUUUGUACUCUGACCCCAUACACUCAUAAACCACCGUUUGGAGUUUUCCAUUUUGCCUU
This is a messenger RNA of Lampris incognitus (smalleye Pacific opah), 1907 nucleotides long. It is a transcript of the gene bsg, whose product is annotated as basigin. Gene Ontology annotation, molecular function: cell adhesion molecule binding. Lineage: Eukaryota; Metazoa; Chordata; Actinopteri; Lampriformes; Lampridae. Bases 175 to 1350 code for a protein of 391 amino acids. Gene Ontology annotation, cellular component: cell-cell junction. Gene Ontology annotation, biological process: cell-cell adhesion. The transcript is spliced from 9 exons. The record is from RefSeq and is a predicted model, not a curated record.